AUGGGAGCAAAAGAGGAAGAUUUAGCUUGUAAUUCAACUAAAAAUAAUUCUCAGGCAAAAGAAAAAAUCCCAUCGGUAGUAAUUUCCAAAGCAUGGCAGGAUUAUCACGAAUCGAAAGAGAGAAAGAAAAAGGAGGAAGAAGAGAGAAAGAUAAAGAAAGCUGAGGAACGAAGAAACAAGAGAGAACUGCAGAUCAAAUUGAAAGAACAGAAAAAGGCAGCAAAAGACAAUAAAGCUAAAGUUAACAACCAUUCAUCUAAAAAACGAACCUACAGGUGUAGUUUUUCGUCAGAUUCUGAAACGUCUGCCUCUUGGAAGUCUUCCGGAAGUAGCGAUGGAAUUCAGAAUGAUAAUAUGGGUGGAAAUGGCGAUGAAGAAGAACAGUUUCACGAUGAAAAUAUGGAUGGAAAUGGAGAUGAAGGAGAACAAUUAUUAGUUGACAUUGGUAACCAGGACAGGGUAUUCAAGGAGAGUGAUCAUGUUUUAGUCGAGUUUCCUGGAAGAAGGCGACAGCACAAAUAUGUCUGUGUUAUUCAAAGACUGUUGUCGGAGGGCGAAGCUGAAGUUGUCGCAAUGAAACGAUCUGAAAAUACAGAGUUCUUCAAACUGAAUGAAGAUGAUGAUCUUGAACUGACUAAAGAUAUGUGUUUUUGUGGUUAUUGCCAGGAAGAAUUGGGCACACUGGCAAAUCUGAUGGCUGCCUCAUGUAUUUCUCACAUAUGUUUAAAAUCGUAUGAUGAUUUAAAUGUCGACAUGAAAACACAUAAAAUUUGGGGAAGUUCUCUCAAACCUUGUGCAGAAAGAAUUGAAACUGAUAGAAAUAACAAUGCUAGUAGCAGUGGAAGUUCUACCAAGCCUCCUGCUGAACCUUGUAAAGAAAGAAAUAAAACUGAUAGAGAGAACAAGGCUAGUAGCAGCGGAAGUUCUACCAAGCCUCCCUCUGAUAGAAAAGAGGACACUAAUAAUUGGUCAGACCAGGAGACCAAGCUUCUGAUAUGCCUCUACACAGAGCAUAAACAUAAAUUUUUAUCUCCAAUGUACAACAAAAAGAAUGUAUGGAACAUCAUUAGUGAGAGAUUGAAAGAGUUGGGAACAAAUAAAUCUGCAUUGAAAUGUGAUGAAAAAUGGAGGAAUAUGAAAAAAACUUAUGAUAAGGUUCUUAAAGAUAAGAAAUUAACUGGAAAUUCUAAUUCAUAUUGGAGAUAUUUUGACGAUUUCCAUGAAAUAUAUUUUCAUGACCCACUAUGUACAGUGUCCAGUACAGGGUCAAUAAAAACCAGUAUAGCUCCAAAAAUAUCUGAAGAUGUGCCAAUAGAAACUAGUUCGGAGGAACAACUUGCCAAGAAACGCAAGGUAGAGAAAGCUAAAGAAAGUAAAACCCUAACUUCUGCCCAAAUUGAAGACAGACGACAGCAACGUCAUAAAGAAAAAAUGAAAAUGAAGGCUGAAAUGUUCAGUUGGUUCAAGGAAAAUUUUGGAUCGAAUAGGCCAAAAGAAGGUAACAACUAAAGCAGCUAGUGCUACAUUCUCUUGAAAAAAUCACCUGAUGAACUGAUCAUAAUAUAUUUUAUUUUUUUCUUAGAGAUGUUUACUUCAGUUUUUAGUGUUGCAGAACAUAGUUUUUGUUCCAAAGAUCAUUGUGAUUUUUCCUAUGAAAUAUGAUUUAGUUCGUGUUUAGAACAUGGAAGAUUAGACUGUUAUUUUCUCAUGUGGGUUUGAAAUAAA
Phaedon cochleariae (mustard beetle) is the source of this 1725-nucleotide messenger RNA. The record is from the annotation of a GenBank genome assembly. NCBI's taxonomy places the organism in Eukaryota, Metazoa, Arthropoda, Insecta, Coleoptera, Chrysomelidae.